Molecule: messenger RNA, 3029 nt
Organism: Hermetia illucens (black soldier fly)
Lineage: Eukaryota; Metazoa; Arthropoda; Insecta; Diptera; Stratiomyidae
Product: delta-sarcoglycan
Exons: 7
Coding region: 278-1627 (449 amino acids)
Biological process (GO): cardiac muscle tissue development; heart contraction
Cellular component (GO): sarcolemma; sarcoglycan complex
Source: RefSeq, a predicted model, not a curated record
AUUCGUGAACGGGUGCGAUGCGCUUUGAAUUUUAAAUACUUUUACCGGUCUUAGUGGAGUUUUUUUCUGGUGAAUUAAGAUUGGAGAUUGUUCUCGAUCGCUAAAUGUAAUUGAAUUUUUUCUGGAAAAUUCAGAUGUGAAUGGGUGUUGCGUUCAUUGUUUAUAUUCGUGCGUUUUCCGCUUGAUGCAAUGUUGGGGUUGUUAGUUUGUUCGGUCGUUUAAUGAGUGUUUGUUGUAGAUAUGUUCAGAGUGUUUUUAAGUUUAGAAUGCAGUGGAAAUGGUGAAUGAUUUUCUUGACGGAAGUUCUAAUUUGGAACGAAUCUUUUCUAACGGUGUUCAUAAUCAGCCCUUGUCCAAUACUGACCAGUUGAGUUGGAAAUUUUUAGAAACCAGCACUUUGUUAGAUGACCGGUUGCGAGAAGAGGAAAACGAUCUGCACAGCUAUGCCGACGAUCACAGCUCAUCCGAAGGAUUAAUACUACUGAGCAAUCCGAACGUUUAUCAAUCGUCAGGUGAACGUCAGCCUUCAUUAGCAAUUAUGAACUCAUCAUCAGCAUCCGUCAAUACGAAUCAUCAUCAUCAGCAGCAACAACUCCAACACCCAUCCAUCAGCAAUAACAAUACCAACAGCCUAGGCCACAAGAAGAACAACAAUGCAGGGACGAGUCCCGGUAGCCAUCGUCAUGAUACCACGAUGACCAGUUCAGCCCUGGGAGGCGCCUCUAUGAGCACCGGAAUCUCCAGCCAGAGACAAGCAGUAAUCGGCCACACAACAGGUGCCGACCCCUCCUCCGAGAUACAUGGAUUCCAUCUGAGUCUCCACGGGUGGCGAAAGAAAUGCCUUUAUGUCCUCAUCUUAGGAUUAAUGAUCCUUAUCAUAGUCAAUUUAGUGCUAACGCUCUGGAUACUAAAAGUCAUGGAAUUCUCAUCGGAAGGAAUGGGUCAAUUGAAAAUUGUAGCAGGUGGAAUUCAAUUAUCCGGACAAGCCUUAAUUUUGGACAUAUUACGAGCGAGUACGAUUCGCUCCAGGCACGGCCAGCCUAUCUCCAUAGAAUCAUCACGUAAUUUUUCAAUCAAUACACGAGAUGCCAACGGUCUUGUGGAAAACCAUCUGUUCUUGGGACAUGAUCGACUUGAAUGCCUUACGAAAGGAUUUCGAAUAAACGACAGCCACGGCGGAAAUUUAUUUUCCGUAAAUCGCAAUGAAGUGGUCAUAGGAGCACAUACGCUGAAAGUUGAUGGUGAAGGUGGCGCCAUUUUUCGGGAAUCAAUACAAACAACACAUGUUCGAGCUGAUGCAGGACGAGAAUUAAAAUUAGAGUCGCCUACACGCCAGCUUGAAAUUACAGCAUCUCAGGACAUCAAUCUGCAAUCUCGAGCCGGAAACAUAGAGGUCGAUGCUUUGAAAGAAAUUAAAUUUAGUUCUUCGUCAGGAAGUAUACGCUUUGAUUCGCCUCAUAUACUAUUACCAAACCUUAAAACUGCACAGGCUCCUAGUCCGGGUACGUCUCAAAGUCGUGACCACAACCACAGGGUAUACCAACUUUGUGCCUGCUUUAAUGGGAAGCUAUUUCUUGCAUCCGCUCAUAGUAUUUGCGCUGGCGACGACAGCACCGUGUGCAGAUGAUUCCAAAAGGACACAAAGUCAACCUCUUAGUGGGACCGGGAGACAUACUGAAAUUACAGCCAUCGUGGUUACUACUAUAUACGGCUGUGAGUUUUUUGACCACUCAUCCAGAAGCUAGUGUCACGUUCAUGCCAUUCUAGUGUGUGUGUUGUAUCUUUUCUUUGUCAAUUAUGGAAAAUAUGAUUUCAAAACUCAUUUUGUGAAAUAAAGGAUUUAUUUUUUACUUGUACAGGAGCGUAUCUUAAAUGUCAAUGUAAAUAGGGAAUAUGAUCUUAGAAUAGUGUAGUUAACGAAGUAAACGACUGCUAUCCACUAACAUAGCAUUACCUCUAGGUUCACGAGCAUAACUACGAAACUGAGUAUUUAUGAGAGGCCUAUUAGUGUUUGUAGUCACCAAGUAUAACUAAACCUAGAUAUUUUUAAAUUUUCCGGCCACGGAACAAUUAGGUAAAUUGGAGAUAAAAGCAAAAGAUACUUUUUCUAUUAAGGCAACUUCAAGCAAGAUCAAAAACUGUUUGUAUCAAAUUUGGUGCUUUUGGAUGAAAAGCGGAGUUUGAUGUCAGUCUGUCCAAAAUAAGGUAUACAAAUGUGUAACAUAUAUCAUAAUCCUUGGUUAGGAGAAAACUGUUUACUAUAAAUUACGCGGAUUGCACUCAUAUUGCGAUAUCAAAGCUUUCGUUGAUUCAUUCGAAGCUGAAUACGUAAGUCGACCACAGUUCAUUAGAGCCCCCAGGGUAAAUGUAUAAUAAAUAGGAUUUCAGGAAUUACUCAAUAUAAGUUUGUGAAAGUGCAGUUCAGUCGUAUAUAUCACAUAAAAAAUUCGUGCGUAAAAUAGAUAUUGUAUCUUCAAACGACUCGACUGCGCUGUAUCGCCUCCAAUGAAUACACAGAGACGCAUAUAAGAGUAAUAAAAGUAAAACUUGUACAUAACCACCCAAGAAAGAUAAACUAUCUAAAAUCCAGAGGAUUGCAGAUCAGAUGCAGUUGUUAUUCGAUAAAUAAGCCACUUAUUCAGUUCCACGAGUAAAUGCUAGACUUAAUUGUCUUUCUGUUUUUCAAGUGUAUCAAAAUCAAAUUAAUCAUACGAAAUACUAUAAAUCACGAAAUCAAGAAAUUUGAAUCAUAUCUUUAAAUGUGUUAGAAAGAGCUUGAAUCGUUAUUUUAUAGUUGAUAUUGGUUAACAUUAAACAAAUUGAAUAUUGUUAGAUUAUUAGCAAUCGAAAAACUGAUAUGCUGUUAGCGAUAUACACAGAACAAAGCAAAGAUAUCUCACUAAUGUAUUUCGAUAUAAAAAAAAGAAUAGCAAAAUUAGUUCAGGAAAUCGUUUUGUACUAAAUGUUGUAUUAAGCAAACUUAAAAGUAAGUUAUAAGAUGAAGUAUGGAAAAAUGAUGAGAAUAAAAU